This is a messenger RNA of Saccoglossus kowalevskii, 378 nucleotides long. Its product is annotated as IgGFc-binding protein-like. NCBI's taxonomy places the organism in Eukaryota, Metazoa, Hemichordata, Enteropneusta, Harrimaniidae. The record is from RefSeq and is a predicted model, not a curated record.
AUGGUGGUUUACGAAGUAUUUGUUGUGCUGGAGGACAUUCGCGUUAACUUGAUCAAACAAGAUAUUUAUGUGAAUGGUGAAUUACGAAGUGUUGCCUCUCCUUUCAACUAUGGCAACAUAACAGUAGAACGAAUUAACCGUGAGAUUAUUAAAGUUACAUUGAAAUCCAAAUUUGUUUUGAAAUGGAAUGGAAGUGGCCGAGUGGCUCCGAUUCUUGACCAAUCCAUGUUUGGUAAAGUGUGUGGAUUAUUGGGCAAUGGAGAUAGUGAUCCGGAUAAUGAUAUGCAAAUUCCAAUUCAAGAUGGUACACUGAAGAUGGUCGAUAUUAUCAACGAAUUCGGUGAUGGUUGGCUUGUCCCAGGAAGUUGCAAAGGAUGA